AUGGUCCACAAACUCUGUGUAGCGUAUGGGCCUCUUAUCGGUCAUAUCGGAGAUGUGCCUUUCCAUGCCUUUCCUGAACCCGAGGCCUUAACGGGCGAAGAAGUUGAAUCACAAUUACGAAGCCUCGGAUUCGGAUAUCGGGCCAAGUACAUCGCCAAGACAGCUCAGAUUGUCGCCUCGAAGCCAAAGGGUUGGCUGAAUAGCCUUCGGAACCCCGACAAUCCGGCAUUUCCUCAAACUCCGAUCCUCGAUUCAUGCGGCAAUGAUCCGGUUAUCACGUACAAGGCUGCUCACACCGAGCUUCUCCAGCUAGCCGGCGUGGGUCCCAAGGUCGCCGACUGCGUCUGCCUGAUGGGGCUUGGUUGGGCUGAGGCCGUUCCCAUUGAUACCCACGUAUGGCAGAUAGCUCAGAGAGAUUAUAAGUUUGGGAAGGGGAAGACAAAAACCUUCAGCUUGAGCAUGUACGAUGCGGUAGGGGAUUUCUUCCGUGAACUUUGGGGUAAGGAGGCUGGUUGGGCACAUUCCGUUCUCUUCACGGCCGACCUUAGAACUUUCUCUGAUCGGGCUGUGAAAAAGGAAGAUGUGGCUGCUGCUGUGGUGAAAAUUGAAGAGACAGCACAGAAGACGGUUAUUCCUAAGAAGAGACGCCGGGACAGCUUAAAGAUAGAUGGCGCGCCCGACAUUAAGUUGUCAACGAGGGAGCUUCUCCAGGAUGAUGAUCAGAAGAUGCAACCGACCAUGUCUGACGCGGAUUUCGAAACGAUCAGGAAGCUCCAAGCUGAGCGGAACGCGGCCAAGAAGAGUUCGCGGACCUUUGACCCUGCAAACCAACGAUCCGAUUCGACCAAGCAGAAGCUGACGGACUCUUUCGAUACCGAUCUCUACGACCGCGAUGGCGCCGAUAAAUACGCUGGAUACCACACCUCCAUCCCGGCUGCGGAUGAGGAUGAUGAGGUGAUGGAGGAUGGCGACAGCUCGAGACGCCUUGUGGGCCAAUACACCGCGCCCAAGGCCGUGAUUGACGAUAUAACGCAUGGUAACGGGGUUGACGAUGACGAUCUCCUAGCCGGUCGAGGCGAACGGAGCACCCGCAUUAUCGAUCGCGAAACGGAUUAUCAGAAGCGCCGGUUCGAUCGCGUGCUCACCGACACUCGAGCUGAUCCCUUCGCGGCGAAUCGCCAAGCUGGCGCCCCUGAAGAUGGGACGAGCUAUCGCGAGGUGAUGGAAAUACGCGAGCUGGAGCGUGAGGAAGAACGCGUUCGACGAGAGAUUGCGUCUAAACAGCUUGGCAAGGUCGGGGAGGAGGGUGAACAUAAGGAGGGUGUUCCGACUCUGAAGGAAGGUGAUAAAGAGAACGCCGAGGCCGGGCCCACUGAGGAGGUCACGGCUGUUAGGAAGCGAAAGAAGAGGUGGGAUGUUUCGUCGACUGCAGCCGAAGAACCGGCCCCGGCCGAGCCUGUCAAGGCCAAACGUUCUCGAUGGGACCAAGCCCCCGCGAUACCCACCCCUGGGGAAGAAGCCCCCAAGAAGAAAUCUCGAUGGGAUCAAGCACCUGUCGCCACUCCCGCCGCCGGCCAAGCCGCUGUGACCCCAGCGCAUCCCUCCCAAGUUGGAGGCGCGCUCCCUCCAGGCUUUCCGGUCGAUGCUCGCAACAUGCCUAUUAGUGAUGAAGAGCUCGACGCUCUUCUUCCCGGAGAAGACCAGGGAUAUAAAAUCCUCGUGCCACCUCCGGGUUACGAGCCCGUUAGAGCGCCGGCCCAUCGCGUGGCUGCGACGCCCGCUUCUCAGACUGGCUUCAUGAUGCAGGACCCCAACGCGGUCAGGCUGAGUGGGAAGCCUAUGGCUGCUGAGAUUCCCGGUAUGGGAGACCUUCAAUUCUUCAAGCCUGAAGACAUGGCCUACUUUGGAAAGCUUGCCGAUGGCGCGGACGAGAAUGUUCUCACCGUCGAUCAAUUGAAGGAACGGAAGAUCAUGAGGCUGCUCCUGAAGGUAAAGAACGGCACCCCGCCAAUGCGUAAAACUGCGCUGCGUCAGCUCACGGACAACGCCAGAAACUUUGGUGCCGGGCCCCUCUUUGAUCAAAUCCUACCUCUGUUGAUGGAAAAAACUCUCGAGGACCAGGAGCGCCAUCUCUUGGUCAAGGUCAUUGACCGUAUCCUCUACAAACUCGACGAUCUGGUGCGACCAUAUGUUCACAAGAUCCUGGUCGUUAUUGAGCCGCUCCUUAUCGACCAAGAUUAUUAUGCCCGUGUGGAAGGUCGUGAAAUUAUCUCCAAUCUCAGCAAGGCCGCCGGACUUGCAACAAUGAUCAGCACCAUGAGGCCGGAUAUCGACCAUGUCGACGAAUACGUCCGCAAUACAACUGCACGAGCCUUUGCCGUCGUCGCAUCCGCCCUUGGUAUCCCUGCACUCCUCCCCUUCCUUCGAGCUGUUUGUCGCAGCAAGAAAUCAUGGCAAGCGCGCCAUACCGGUGUGAAGAUUGUGCAGCAGAUUCCCAUCCUCAUGGGAUGUGCUGUGUUGCCCCAUCUCAAAGGCCUUGUCGAGUGCAUAGGGCCUAAUCUUAACGAUGAACAGACCAAGGUUCGGACUGUCACCAGUUUAGCAAUUGCUGCUCUGGCGGAGGCGUCCAACCCGUACGGUAUCGAGAGCUUCGACGAUAUCUUGAACCCCUUGUGGACUGGAGCUCGUAAGCAACGAGGAAAAGGUUUGGCCGGCUUCCUUAAGGCUGUCGGCCACAUCAUCCCGUUGAUGGACGAGGAGUAUGCCAACUACUAUACCAGUCAAAUCAUGGAGAUCCUGCUACGAGAGUUUUCGUCUCCAGACGAGGAGAUGAAGAAGGUUGUGCUUAAGGUAGUGUCGCAAUGCUCGAGCACCGAGGGCGUCACAGCGGGCUAUCUAAAGGAGCAUGUUCUGGACGAAUUUUUUAAGAGUUUCUGGGUAAGGCGAAUGGCUCUGGACAAGCGCAUCUACAGGCAAGUGGUCGAAACGACCGUCGACCUGGGCCAAAAGGUCGGCGCCAGCGAGAUCCUGGAACGGAUCGUGGUUAAUCUCAAGGACGAAAGUGAGCCUUACCGGAAGAUGACAGUGGAAACAGUGGAGAAGGUUGUCGCUAGUCUUGGUGCGGCGGACAUUGGUGAGCGGUUGGAGGAGCGCCUUAUCGACGGUAUUCUUCAUGCUUUCCAGGAGCAGAGUGUUGAGGACAUCGUGAUGCUUAACGGCUUUGGCUCGGUAGUCAACGCCUUAGGCACGCGAUGCAAGCCUUACCUACCCCAGAUUGUCAGCACUAUCUUGUGGAGGUUAAACAACAAAUCCGCAACCGUACGACAGCAGGCUGCAGACCUCAUUUCACGAAUCGCCAUGGUCAUGAAACAGUGCGGCGAGGACGCUCUCAUGGGUAAACUCGGCAUUGUGCUUUACGAGUACCUCGGAGAGGAGUAUCCGGAAGUUCUUGGAUCUAUCCUGGGAGCUCUCAGGUCCAUCGUCACUGUUGUCGGUAUUGCGCAAAUGCAACCCCCCAUUCGGGAUCUUCUACCACGGCUUACGCCAAUUCUCCGCAACCGACACGAGAAGGUCCAAGAGAACACGAUCGACUUGGUUGGACGCAUUGCCGAUCGUGGUCCAGAGAGCGUCAAUGCAAGGGAGUGGAUGCGUAUCUGUUUCGAACUCCUCGAUAUGCUCAAGGCUCACAAGAAGGGCAUCCGGCGUGCCGCCAACAACACGUUUGGUUUCAUUGCCAAGGCUAUCGGACCGCAGGAUGUCCUUGCAACUCUGCUGAACAACCUCCGAGUGCAAGAGCGACAGUCCCGAGUCAACACGGCCGUCGCUAUUGGUAUUGUCGCCGAAACUUGCGCGCCGUUCACGGUCCUACCAGCACUCAUGAACGAGUACCGCGUGCCCGAGCUCAACGUGCAAAACGGUGUUCUCAAGUCUCUUUCGUUCUUGUUCGAGUACAUUGGUGAGAUGGCCAAAGAUUACGUCUACGCCGUAACGCCACUACUCGAAGAUGCUCUUAUCGACAGGGACCAAGUUCAUCGACAGACGGCGGCCUCCGUUGUCAAGCACAUUGCCCUCGGUGUCGUCGGUCUCGGCUGCGAAGAUGCAAUGGUUCACCUACUGAACCUCCUUUACCCCAACCUCUUCGAGACGAGCCCACACGUCAUCGACCGCAUCAUCGAGGCCAUCGAGGCCAUCCGCAUGGCCGUUGGCCCUGGCAUUGUUAUGAACUAUGUCUGGGCGGGUCUUUUCCAUCCGGCACGCAAGGUGCGACAGCCGUACUGGAGGCUCUACAACGAUGCCUACGUCCAGUGCGCAGAUGCCAUGGUGCCGUACUAUCCCAACCUCAGCGAGGAGAAGAUUGACCGCCCGGAACUAGCUAUUAUCUUGUAA
Scedosporium apiospermum is the source of this 4386-nucleotide messenger RNA. RefSeq lists its product as uncharacterized. Gene Ontology annotation, cellular component: U2 snRNP; catalytic step 2 spliceosome; U2-type prespliceosome. NCBI's taxonomy places the organism in Eukaryota, Fungi, Ascomycota, Sordariomycetes, Microascales, Microascaceae. Gene Ontology annotation, molecular function: mRNA binding; catalytic activity. The coding region runs from base 1 to 4386 and encodes 1461 amino acids. The record is from RefSeq and is a predicted model, not a curated record. The transcript is spliced from 3 exons. Gene Ontology annotation, biological process: base-excision repair; spliceosomal complex assembly.